AUGAGCAAGAAAUUCAGCGCCAUGUACCCAAAAAUCGAGCUCCCCUCCGCCAAGCAAGCCCUCUCCGCCGCCGCCUCCCUGGCGGCCACCGCCGUCCUCGUCCGCUCCCUCGCCCGCGACCUCGUCCCCGGCGAGCUCCGCCGCUUCCUCUUCACCAAGCUCCGCUACGCGCUCAACGCGCUCUCGUCGGAGGUAACCCUAGUCAUCGACGAGUACGACGGCCUGUCCCGCAACCAGCUGUUCCUCGCCGCCGAGGUCUACACGGGCUCGAUCGCGGGACCCACCGCCCGCUCCCUCCGUGCCAUCCUCCCCGACAAGGAGCGGAAGAUCCACGUCACCGUCGGUCGGGACGUUGAGUUCGCCGACUCUUUCCGCGGGGCAGAGGUCCGGUGGAGGAUGGUGGCCACGUCUAGGCCUGGCCCGGGCCCAUACCCGGACAAGUGCCCGAGGGACGAGAUCCGGCACCUAGAGCUGACCUUCCACAGGAGCCGGCGGGACCUGAUCCUCGACGAGUACCUGCCGCACGUGGUCGAAAAGUCCAAGGCCGUGAAGGAGGAGAAGAAGACGAUUAAGCUCCACACACUGGCGAACGACCGUAUGCACGGGAUUGGCCGGAGCCCGUGGCAGUCGGUGAGCCUCGACCACCCAGCGAAUUUCCAAACCCUGGCUAUGGACGAUGAGGUCAAAGGCACAGUAAUCGAGGACAUCGACCGGUUUCUGAAGAGGAAGGAACUGUACAGGAGAGUUGGGAAGGCUUGGAAAAGGGGAUAUCUACUGUUCGGGCCUCCAGGGACUGGUAAAUCGAGCUUGAUUGCGGCCAUGGCUAAUCACCUGAAUUUCGACAUUUAUGACUUGGAGCUAGCGGAUAUAAGAACCAAUUCGGAUCUGAGGAGGCUGCUGCUUUGUACUAAGAAUCGGUCGAUACUUGUCGUGGAGGAUAUUGAUGCGUCUAUCAACCUGUCGGAGAGGAAUUCUCCUGCGAAUAAGAUGAUGCCUCCAAGGCCAGGAUACCAUGGUAAUCAAGGACAAAAGGCAAGUUCUUCAGCUUUUGUUACCUUAUCAGGGCUGCUGAAUUUCAUUGACGGGCUUUGGUCAAGCUGUGGGGACGAACGCAUCAUAAUUUUCACGACCAACCAUAAAGAAAAACUUGACCCGGCCCUUUUAAGGCCCGGCCGAAUGGAUGUCCAUAUUCACAUGUCCUACUGCACUCCAUGUGGCUUCCAAUUGCUGGCAAAGAACUAUCUCAGGCUCGCGAACCACCCGCUCAUGCCCAAAACCGAGUCACUAAUAGCCUCGACAAAAGUGACCCCAGCUGAAGUCGGGGAGCAGCUUCUGAAAAGCGACGAGCCCACAAUUGCUCUCGAGGGCCUGAUUAAGUUCCUUGAGCAGAAAAAGGAAAUCGAAACAGCAAAACUAGAGGUGACUAAUGAAAUCUUGAAGAAAGUUAAAGAAGAAGCUCCUGAGGGAAUGGGUGAGAGGAUACUUAAGAAUGAUGAGGCUGCUAAUGCAUUGAAAAUCUUGAUCGGGUUUCUUGAGGAGGAGAUUCGAGCCGAAAAGCUUGACAAGAGUUUGGAAUCUUCUGCAGCAAAUGUGGUAGAAUCUGGGGCAAAGUCACUGUUGCUAGUUGGUGAAUAUCUUCUAGCCCAAUGUCAGAAUGGACAAAAUCAUAGCAAAGAAUUAAUUUAUAAUAAAGUCGCUGCUGGGUAUCAAAAUAAUGAGCCACAAGCUUUUUGCGAGUUUAUUUCGGGCUACAGGGCUCUCUCCAGCCAUUCUUUCUCAAACACUGGCAAUCCGCAAGUCCUUGCGAUUGUAGAAUUCUACCAUCUGACUUUUGAUCAGAACAUCGCAAAACGCGAUCAUGUCAGGACCUCUAGAACACGCAUCCAUGCCAAAUGUCGAGAAGAUUGACAUGGAUGGUCUAGACGAAGAUAGGAAGAAAAGGCUGGCUUCUCUGAAGAAGGCGGCCAUUAAUGCCUCUAGCAAGUUCAGAAACUCUUUGAACAAGCGGGGAAGGAGGAGCAGCCGAGUGAUGUCGGUUGUUCUUGAGGACGAGCACGAUGCUGAGGAGCUUCAAGCAGUCGAUGCCUUUCGCCAAGUCCUCAUUCUUGAGGAGCUUCUCCCCGCCAAGCACGAUGAUUAUCAUAUGUUGCUCAGGUUUCUGAAGGCCAGGAAAUUCGAUAUCGAGAAAACAAAGCAGAUGUGGGCCGAUAUGCUUCACUGGAGGAAGGAUUUUGGUGCCGACACCAUUAUGGAGGUACCCUUUUCACAUACAAUUAGCACUGUCAAAACGGGCCAUGGCCCGUGGGCUGGCCCGUCCGUCCGCCUAAAUGGACGGGCUUGGGC
Molecule: messenger RNA, 2343 nt
Organism: Striga asiatica
Lineage: Eukaryota; Viridiplantae; Streptophyta; Magnoliopsida; Lamiales; Orobanchaceae
Source: the annotation of a GenBank genome assembly